AUGGGGCGAUUACUUAGUCCUGAAACUUGUGCAAAAUUACAAGCAAAUCCAAAAAACAUCCGUAAUAUUUGUAUUUUGGCCCAUGUAGAUCAUGGGAAAACCUCGUUAUCUGAUUCAUUACUAGCUUCAAAUGGGAUUAUUUCUACUAAAUUGGCAGGGAAAGUACGGUAUUUAGAUUCUAGACCGGACGAGCAAUCACGAGGCAUUACAAUGGAAUCUUCUGCAAUAUCUUUAUAUUUCCGUGUUUUAAAAAAAUUGAACAACAAAGAGGAGGAGGAGGAGGGAGAUACCAAUGUUCAAGUCAAUGAGCAUUUAAUCAAUCUAAUUGACUCACCAGGUCAUAUUGAUUUUAGCAGUGAAGUUAGCGCAGCAAGCCGUUUAUGCGAUGGUGCUGUAGUUUUGGUUGACGUUGUCGAAGGGGUUUGUUCGCAAACAGUUAUUGUUUUAAGACAGUGUUGGACGGAAAAGUUGAAGCCUAUUUUAGUUUUAAAUAAAAUCGAUCGUUUAAUCACCGAAUUGAAACUGUCACCGGAAGAAACGUAUUUCCAUUUAACCAAAGUUAUUGAACAAGUUAAUUCUGUUAUAGGUUCCUUUUUUGCUGGGGAUUUAGCCCUGGAUGAUUUAUCUUGGAGAGAACAGAUAGAGGCAGGUAAUAUUGAUACUCAAUUUGUCGAGAAAGAUGAUUCUGACUUAUAUUUCCAUCCGGAAAAAAAUAAUGUUAUUUUUGCCAGUGCUAUUGAUGGUUGGGGGUUCAAUAUUGAUCAAAUUGCAAAAUUUUACGAAAAAAAGUUGGGAAUGAAUAGAAAUAAAUUGAAUCAGGUUUUGUGGGGUGACUAUUAUUUGGAUUCAAAGACCAAAAAAAUUAUAGAAAAGAAAGCCCUAAAGGGUAAAAAUUUGAAACCCUUGUUUGUAUCUUUUAUUUUGGAUAAUAUCUGGAAAGUGUAUGGGUGUGUCUUAGGUGAUGCCACUGAGCAAGGUGACCAUCAGUUAGAUAUAGCUGGCAUUGAAAAAAUUACAAAAGUUUUGGAUGUAAAAUUAACACCACGCGAUUUAAGGAGCAAAGACCAUAAGGCGUUGUUGAAAACCAUAAUGGGUCAAUGGUUACCCGUAAGCACUGCAGUUUUAUUAACCUGUAUUGAGAAAGUUCCCUCUCCUGUCGAUUCACAAGCUGAAAAGAUUGAGUCUAUUUUAAGUGUUACACCAAACGCUGAUUUAAUUGACGUGGAUUUAAAAAGUGCCAUGGAAAGAUGUGAUUGUAAAGGCCCUGUUUCAGCAUAUGUCUCUAAAAUGCUAUCUAUUCCAAGGGAAGAAUUACCUAUUAAAAACGAAGUUAAUGAGGCUCCAACUAACCAACUGGCACAGCUUGCUAGGACUGCAAGAUUAGAGGCUUUGAAGGUAGCUAAAGCGGCAGAAAGAGCUGAAAUUCUUGCAAAGCUGAACGCACAAAAUGAAGAUGGAAAAAAAAAAACACAAAACAGGAAAAAUGAGAAAAAUAAAGACGUACAAGAAUCGUAUGACGAUGGUGAUGCACUUUAUUCCAGAGCCAAAGAUACUGUCACAACACCCAAUAUUGAUGGGAUGGAAAGGCUUAAGAAAAAAUCCAAAGUGAUUAAUGUGAAUGAUACUAGUAACAUCACAAAUACUGAUGAAUUCAAGAUUGUUUCUGCUCCAGCGCCUGAAUUUCAUCUAGACUUUGAAUAUGAGAAAGAUUCUAAUGAGUAUGGUUCCGACGAUAAUGAAGACAGUUAUGUGGAUGACACUACUGGAUUAGAUGUGAAUAAUUAUGUUCCGCCCCCUAUUGAUCCCAACGAUCCCUUAAGUUCUCUAUUUGAAUAUGAAGAGGAGGAACCAAUGGACUACCAAGCAGAAGAGGAAGAAAGUUUAGAAGAGGUAUCAAAUGAAGUUUUGGUUGGAUUUGCAAGGAUUUAUAGUGGCACACUAAAAAUUGGUCAAGAAAUAUCCAUAUUGGAACCAAAGUAUGAUCCUUCAACACCUGAUAAACAUAUUAAAAGUGCAGUUAUUACUGAUUUGUAUUUGUUUAUGGGAAAAGACUUAAUUUCUUUAAACGAAGUUCCAGCAGGUAAUAUUGUAGGCAUAGCAGGACUAGAUCAUAAAAUUUUAAAAAAUGGUACAUUGAUCGAGCCUGGUAUCAAGGGUGUCAAUUUGGCAGGGAGUACCUUUCACUCUCGACCAAUUGUUCGUGUUGCUUUGGAAUCAGCAGACCCUACUCAGAUGAAUAAAUUGGUUAGAGGAUUAGAAUUAUUAAACCAAGCGGAUCCAUGUGUGGAAACGUAUGUUGAAGAUAAUGGCGAACAUAUUUUGUGCACCGCCGGUGAAUUACACUUGGAAAGGUGUUUAAAUGAUUUAGAAGAGAGAUUUGCAGGCAUUGAGAUCACAAGAAGUGACCCAGUCAUUCCAUACAUGGAAACAUAUAUUUCGACGACUGAUAUGAAUCCUCCCCGUAACUCAGAAGCUGGAAGAGGUUUUGUUCAGUUUAACUUGGGCGAAUAUAAAUUAACGUUACAUACUAUGCCAUUGGCUAGAGAGCUCACUCAGUUUCUCAUAAAUAAUCAAGAAUCCAUCAAACAAAUGAAUAAACAUAAAAAGAUUGAUAUUAAAUUUAAAGAGAAUAUAAGCAAAUUAUUGCCAAAACCAUUAAAUGUUUCAAACAUAACCUCAUUUGGUGGUAAAAGAUGUGGGCCAAAUAUCCUUUUUUCUUCGAAUAAUGUUUUAAGAAAUUACUUUGAGUUUGUUUCUAAAGACAAAUUUGCCUAUGCGGAUUCAAUAAUCAAUGGGUUUCAAUUAGCGUGCAAUGAAGGACCUUUGUGUAAAGAAGAAGUCCAAGGAAUGGCAAUAAUUGUAGAUGAUGUUUAUAAGAUGACCGAAGAAGAGAUUGCUGCAUUAUGUGUUCCAAAUUAUCAAAUAGUAGUUCCAAAUUUGAGUGGUCGGUUUAUGACUUGCACAAGAGAUGCUAUCCACGAAUCAUUUUUAGACUGGUCACCAAGAAUAAUGUUGGCUAUUUACUCAUGUGCUAUCCAAGCACCUGUGGAAGUUUUAGGGAAAGUUUACGCUGUUGUUCAAAAAAGACAUGGCAGAAUUGUUUCAGAAGAAAUGAAAGAGGGUACUCCAUUUUUCGAAAUUAUCGCACGUAUACCCGUUGUUGAAGCUUUUGGGUUCAGUGAUGAUAUUCGGAAAAGAACAUCAGGUGCAGCACAACCUCAAUUGGUAUUUUCAGGAUUUGAGUCGAUUGAUUUGGAUCCAUUUUGGGUUCCAACCACGGAAGAGGAAUUGGAAAAACUAGGUGAGUUUGCCGAUAAGGAAAAUAUAGCUAGAAAGCACAUGAAUGCAAUUAGGAAAAGAAAGGGGUUAUUUGUUGAUGAAAAAGUUGUCAAAAACGCUGAAAAACAAAGAACCUUAAAAAAGGACUGA
This is a messenger RNA of Saccharomycodes ludwigii, 3429 nucleotides long. RefSeq names its product GTPase RIA1 (gene RIA1). The record is from RefSeq and is a predicted model, not a curated record. Bases 1 to 3429 code for a protein of 1142 amino acids. The transcript has a single exon. Gene Ontology annotation, cellular component: ribonucleoprotein complex; cytosol. Gene Ontology annotation, molecular function: GTP binding; ribosome binding; GTPase activity. Gene Ontology annotation, biological process: cytosolic ribosome assembly. NCBI's taxonomy places the organism in Eukaryota, Fungi, Ascomycota, Saccharomycetes, Saccharomycodales, Saccharomycodaceae.